Lycium barbarum (goji berry) is the source of this 1418-nucleotide messenger RNA. RefSeq lists its product as uncharacterized. The record is from RefSeq and is a predicted model, not a curated record. The coding region runs from base 587 to 1009 and encodes 140 amino acids. The transcript has 7 exons. NCBI's taxonomy places the organism in Eukaryota, Viridiplantae, Streptophyta, Magnoliopsida, Solanales, Solanaceae.
UCCACUCUUAAUUCCCCAACUUAAACUCUAAUUCAAAUUUCUCCCAAUUCUAAUAAUUCGUGGAUAGCCUCUUUCAAAAUCAUAGCCCCGCAAAUUUCCCAUCUAGCCAUUCACAACAACAUUUUAUAUGUUGCAUCUCUCAAUGAAAUCAUUGCCUUCGAUUUAAAAAUCUAUGAACUAAUCGGCACAUUAAAUUCAUCUUUUGGCUUAGUAAAAUCAAUUUCCUUUUACCAAAACAAAAACCCUCACAGUCCAUCAAGAUUGCAAAAUUAGAAUUUGUCAACUAAAACCCAAUGGAAAUAGAAGAUGGUGGUUCCUUGUAUAAACCUAAACACAAGAUUUCUCACACUUUCUCAGACUUCAUGAUUAGGAUUGCAAAGUUUGAUGAAUUAGCUGAAGUGGGAAGUAGAUUACUAGUUGGUUUUCAACAAGGACUUGUUUGCUUGCUUUUGUCAGAGUAUCUGCGGCGUCAACCGAUUGAAAAGAAUUCUGAAUUGGUCGAGAUAUUAUUAGAGACAAUGAAACUGAGAGGCUUUCCUCCUACAUAGAAGCUGGAUGUCUGAAUGCUCAUGAUUCUGUACAAAAUAUGUCCAAGUUACAUACAUGCCACCUUGGUCUUCAAGAUCACGUAAACAAAGCGAAGUGUGUAGUUGAUGAACUAGCAUGUCUUUUAAAGGAUGCGAAAGCUGUAGUGCAAUCGAUAAAUUGUUGUUUGGCUCAAAAGGGGGAACUAAAUGUUGGCAAUGGUAAAGAUUUGUUGGAAACCUCUCAUGAUGAAGAAGAAGCAUCGUCUGUUGAUUCUCUGAAACAUGUAGUCAUUGAUAUUGCAACACUGAUGGCUAUAGUGUACUCCAUGGUAAAAAGUGACUACACAAUGCAGGAAAAAAUUGUUUCUUCCCUUAACCUCACUUCACCUUCCGGAGAAUUGGAUAGCUAUUCCAGCAUGUGGUCGUUGCACCCUUACAUAGAUGAUGAAAUCAUGCAUAAAGCUUGGAAACUUGUCCGCUAACUCGUUCUAUAGCAGAAAAAGCUCUACUGUAUCGUUUUCUUUCUGGAAAUUCGCUUGAAGCCGUAGCAAAAUGCAGUUGGGAGAUAAGAAAAAAAGACAGACGAAAGGAAGUACCGGAAAUUAUAGGAGUUUGGGGGUUGAAGAAGGUUUUGAUAUUGAAGAUUAUUAAUUAUUGGUUCAAGUAUGUAAUUGUGUUAUAGCAGUGAAUCAAGUGGAUUAACACAUUUACUUCUUUCUUUUAGGAAUUUACGCAAUGAUUUUUUCGCUUUCACUUUCAAACACCUGCUGAUAACUAGAGUCAUUCUUUGAUAUACACCGGCUAUGAGUCAGGUUCAUUAGAGUUUGAUCAAUCCUACUUUUUGUCAUUAACACUCUAAUUUAUAAGUAAUUCUAACAAAAGUUUUCAUUA